AUGCCGGAGGAAACAGGGACUAAAUGUAUCCUGUUGAGUUGUAACAGCCUGAUAGAGUGGUAUCAUGCGCCCUCCACCACCUCACACCCCUUCACCACUUCACCCCCCUCCACCACCUCACCACCUCACCCCCUCCACCACCUCACCCCCCCUCCACCACCUCACCUCCCUCCACCACCUCAACCCCCUCCACCACCUCACCUCCCUCCACCCCCUCACACCCCUCCAACACCUCACCCUCACCCCCUCCAUCACCUCACCCCCCUCCACCACCUCACCUCCCUCCAUCACCUCACCCCCUCCACCACCUCACCUCCCUCCACCACCUCACACCCCUCCAACACCUCACCCCCUCCACCACCUCACCCCCUCCACCACCUCACCUCCCUCCACCACCUCACCUCCCUCCACCACCUCAACCCCCUCCACCACCUCACCUCCCUCCACCCCCUCACACCCCUCCACCACCUCACCCUCACCCCCUCCAUCACCUCAGCCCCACCCCCCUCCAGCACCUCAGCCCACCUCCACCGCCUCACCCCCUCCACCACCUCACACCCAUUCACCACUUCACCCCCUCCACCACUUCACCACCUCACCCCCUUCCACCCUCUCACCCCCUACACCACCUCACCUCCCUCCACCACCUCACACCCCUCCAACACCUCACCCCCUCCACCACCUCACCCUCACCCCCUCCAUCACUUCACCCCCACCCCCCUCCAGCACCUCAGCCCACCUCCACCGCCUCACCCCCUCCACCACCUCACACCCAUUCACCACUUCACCCCCUACACCACUUCACCACCUCACCCCCUUCCACCCUCUCACCCCCUACACCACCUCACCUCCCUCCACCACCUCACACCCCUCCAACACCUCACCCCCUCCACCACCUCACCCUCACCCCUCCAUCACUUCACCCCCCCCCCCUCCAGCACCUCAGCCCCCUCCACCACCUCACCCCCUCCACCACCUCACACCCUUUCACCACUUCACCCCCUCCACCACCUCACCCCCUCCACCUCACACCCUUUCACCACCUCACCUCCCUCCACCACCUCACACCCCUUCAACACCUCACCCCCUCCAUCUCACACCCCUUCACCACUUCACCCCCUCCACCACUUCACCACCUCACCCCUCUUCCACCACCUCACCCCCCUCCACCCCCUCCACCACCUCACCCUCACCUCCCUCCAUCACCUCACCCCACCCCACUCCACCACCUCACCCCCUCCACCACCUCACAACCCUUCACCACUUCACCCCCUCCACCACCUCACCCCACUCCCCUCCACCACCUCACCCCCUCCACCACCUCACCCCCUCAACUACCUCACCCCUCCACCACCUCACCCCCUCCACCACCUCACACCCCUUCAACACCUCACCCCCUCCACCACCUCACACCCCUUAAACACCUCACCCCCUCCACCACCUCACCCCCUCCACCACCUCACACCCCUUCACCACUUCACCCCCUCCACCACCUCACCCCCACUCCCCUCCACCACCUCACCCCCUCCACCACCUCACCCCCUCAACUACCUCACCCCCUCCACCACCUCACCCCCUCCACCACCUCACACCCCUUCAACACCUCACCCCCUCCACCACCUCACACCCCUUAAACACCUCACCCCCUCCACCACCUCACCCCCUCCACCACCUCACCCCCUCCACCACCUCACCCCCUCCACCACCUCACACCCCUUCAACACCUCACCCCCUCCACCACCUCACACCCCUUAA
Oncorhynchus nerka (sockeye salmon) is the source of this 1755-nucleotide messenger RNA. RefSeq lists its product as uncharacterized. The coding region runs from base 1 to 1755 and encodes 584 amino acids. The record is from RefSeq and is a predicted model, not a curated record. The transcript is spliced from 2 exons. Lineage: Eukaryota; Metazoa; Chordata; Actinopteri; Salmoniformes; Salmonidae.